This is a messenger RNA of Drosophila albomicans, 1721 nucleotides long. Its product is annotated as sialin. The transcript has 7 exons. Gene Ontology annotation, biological process: monoatomic anion transport; transmembrane transport. The record is from RefSeq and is a predicted model, not a curated record. Gene Ontology annotation, cellular component: plasma membrane. NCBI's taxonomy places the organism in Eukaryota, Metazoa, Arthropoda, Insecta, Diptera, Drosophilidae. Bases 183 to 1571 code for a protein of 462 amino acids. Gene Ontology annotation, molecular function: transmembrane transporter activity.
GGCUUCAUUCGUUUCGCGGCAUUCUCAGCUGUAGCUACAGUUCCCGAUCCCGCUCCCGCUCCCGGCAACUCUUUGCGCAUCCAUCACAGCCGUACAGCCUGAACGGGCGGUUCGGGUGCUUACUAACGUGUACCUUAAUUUAAUACCGACGUGAGGCUCAAUCACAAUAACAAUCUGAUAAAAUGGCUGUUAUUCCCUGCUUUUAUGUGCCGAAGCGCGUGAAUGUGGCCGUAAUGCUCUUCAUGAUUUGCCUGAUCAAUUAUAUGAUGCGGGUAAAUCUGUCGAUCAAUAUUAUCGCAAUGGUUCAGGAGCGAUACGAGAACGGAACCAUCAUUGAAAAGCCAGAUUACGGCACGCGCUACGAAUGGUCACAACAGGAUCAGGCCUUGCUGCUUGGUGGUUAUUUUUAUGGCUACAUGAUUACCUCACUGCCAGGCGGAACUCUGGCUGAGAUGCUUGGCGGUCGCAAUGUUGCUGGCUACAGCUGCUUGGCUGGAGGUGUGUUGACUGCGCUGACGCCUCUUGCAGCUUCGUGGGAUAAAUACGCGGUAUUUGCGAUUCGAUUUCUGAUUGGUCUCUUCACUGGCGUCGUAUAUCCGUGCUGUCACAACUUGGUAUCGAAGUGGUCGCCACCGGACGAAAAGGGCAAGUUUGUGGCCUCACUGAUGGGUGGCACUUUUGGCACUGUCAUUACUUGGCCCAUCUGUGGCGUGAUCAUUGAGAAUCUUGGCUGGGUGUGGGCCUUCUAUAUAGUGGCCAUGAUAGUGUUUGUCGUGGUGGGUCUAUGGUUCUAUCUAGUAGCUGAUACACCGGCACAACAUACCACCAUUGGCAUCAAGGAGCGUGAGUUCAUUGAAAGCAGUCUUGGAGCUACAGUGGGUAACAAGCCGAAAUGGCCCCCAUACAGGCAGUUGGUGGUCUCCAUGCCCUUCUGGGCGCUCACCAUGUUGCAUUAUGGCAGCAUGUGGGGUCUGUUCUUCCUUCUGACUGCCACACCCAAAUUCUUAAGCGAAGUGCUUGGCUUUGAACUCUCAUCUGCUGGUUUUUUGUCCAGUUUGCCGCAUAUUGCACGUCUUUUGGCAGCUUUUGGCUUCGGUUCCAUUGCCGAUUGGAUUCGUCGCAAGGGAUGGUGGACAAUCACAUUUACCCGAAAAAUUUUCUGUGUACCAUCUCACAUUAUGCCAGGAAUAAUGCUCAUCAUUUUGGCUUUCUUUGGUCGAGAUCCGUAUGUGUGCGUGGCAAUAAUGACCAUAUCGUUGGGAUUCAAUGGCGCAGCCACCUCCUCAAAUUUGGCCAACUCACAGGAUCUGGCUCCAAACUUUGCUGGCACUAUGUAUGGUAUUAUUAAUUGCCUUGGCACUACGCCAGGCUUCUUCUCCCCCCUGAUUGUGGCCGCUUUUACCUCAGAAUCGAAUACCAUCGAUGAUUGGUUCUGGAUAUUCAUUAUUGGUGCUGCCGCAUACAUUUUGCCCGCCAUAUUUUUCUGGAUCUUUGGUUCAGGAAAGAUACAGAAAUGGAAUGAAGUGAAAACCACCGAACCGAGCGAGGAUGUUGUCAACACAAAGUUGUAGUUUGUGUCUUGGCAAUUUGCUGUGAUGUUAUAGAAAUAAUGCCAUAUAAUUAUGACCUAUUUUCAUUUGUAUAUAUGUAUGUAGUGUGUGUAAUUGCACUUUCAGGUGCGAGUCCUAUUAAAGUUAAAGCUGUCUAUUUAUUAUUGUAAA